This is a messenger RNA of Nematostella vectensis (starlet sea anemone), 1708 nucleotides long. Its product is annotated as sepiapterin reductase. Gene Ontology annotation, biological process: tetrahydrobiopterin biosynthetic process. NCBI's taxonomy places the organism in Eukaryota, Metazoa, Cnidaria, Anthozoa, Actiniaria, Edwardsiidae. The record is from RefSeq and is a predicted model, not a curated record. Bases 209 to 982 code for a protein of 257 amino acids. Gene Ontology annotation, molecular function: sepiapterin reductase (NADP+) activity. The transcript is spliced from 7 exons.
ACAGCUUGAACUAUCCGAGUAGAAAUUUAAAAAUUAUUCUCUAGAGAGCUUGAAUUCCGUUCCGUUCGAGUUCGAGGAAUACACUAACUUUGUUCAAAGCUUUGGCUUCAUUUUUUCGGUCACGGGCUACCUGUGUUUGGUUGCGGGCUACCUGUGUCAGUACCAUAGGACGAUCGCUUCCUGCGAGUUUACCAUCUUUUCUAGGAGAAUGUUUGCGUCAGGUUCCUCCACAUGCUGUAUCAUCACAGGUGCAAGCCGUGGGCUCGGUUGCUGCAUAGCUGUUAGUAUAGCCGAGGUGGCUCAGGCUCAGAAUUGUGAGGUGACGUUCAUUUUAGUUGCCCGUAAUAAAGAGGGCCUGGAGAAGACAUUGAACCAAGUUAGGCAGGUUAAAUCUUCAAUUAAAGGAUUUUUGAUAGUUGGUGACCUUGGCAAACUAGACACACUUCAAGGGCUUUUAGAUGAUAUUUUCCAAUGUGUCACGCCAUCUGCAUUCAGUCAUUCUCUACUUGUCAACAAUGCUGGUUCCUUGGGGGAUUUGUCACGACCUAUGAAAGACUUCACAGAUCCUGAUGAAGUGCAGCAAUACAUGGGCUUAAACCUCACCUCGCCAUUUAUCAUAGCGUCACGCUUUGUGAAUGAAUUUAAAUCAACAAAGCGUUAUAUUGCCAAUAUAUCAUCCUUGAUGGCCAUACAAGCCUGGAAAGGAUUCUCUUUGUAUUGUGUUGGCAAGGCCAGUCGGGACAUGGCGCACAGCGUUUUAGCUACUGAAGAGGACGACGUGCGGAUUCUCAACUAUGCACCUGGUCCGCUAGACACUGACAUGAACAACAUAAUCCAGGAGUGGUCAUAUAACCAAGAGGUCAAGCAAAUGCUGAAUAAGGGGAACGUUCUUCGUCCAAAGCAGUCGUCAGAUAAACUUGUACAAAUUCUGUUGGAUGACACUUAUAAGUCUGGCGCGCAUUUGGAUUAUUUCGAUUAUUGAUUCUGGCAAACAAUAAAUCAUCAUUAUUAUGGGGCUUUUACGGGAUUCCCGCGCGAAAGUAUUUACUUACCCAUGCAGCGCAUUUAAUUAUUUUGAUAAUUGAUAUGAUUUUAGUAUUGGAUUCCCGCGGAAAAGUAUUUACUCUACCAUGGAGGGCAUUUUAUUUCCGGGGGGGGGGGACUUUUCAGAAAAGUAGACGAGGGUGAUCGUCACAUCUUUUAGGGUGUAAACUUCUAUCUUUUAGGAGGUGUUUAAGGUUUUUUUUUUUUAUUAUUCUUCCAUCUCUUAGGGUAUAAAUUCUGACCAACUGAUAUCCCUUAGGGGGUGUUUUAAAGGUGUUUUUUUUUUCGAUUGUGCUUGUGUAUUUAUCACGCUAACGGUCGCACGAAAUGUAUUACAAUAAACCACAAGUCAACUGAUCGGUGUCCAUCUGCCGAUUAGAACGGAAGAGAGAUGUGCUUGAUGGCGAUGUCUCAAGGACCGCAAGAAAAUUCUGGAAAUGUGUUUGUUUUAUACUGCUAUUAUGGUUAAAAAUUCCCUCGUCCACACCCAAUUUGCCAUCUCUUAGGGGAAAGAGUUGCUGUUGACCACACCCAAAGUGCCUUCCCUUAGGGUAGAAAUUAUUUUGCCGACGAUCACCCCCCGUCCGUUUUUGUCAGAGUCCCCCCUUAUAUUAUUUAUCAUUAUGACUUACAACGCGACUAAGAAAACCGUGAACACCGGAAA